Molecule: messenger RNA, 887 nt
Organism: Scheffersomyces coipomensis
Lineage: Eukaryota; Fungi; Ascomycota; Pichiomycetes; Serinales; Debaryomycetaceae
Product: coatomer subunit zeta
Exons: 1
Coding region: 187-807 (206 amino acids)
Biological process (GO): retrograde vesicle-mediated transport, Golgi to endoplasmic reticulum; intracellular protein transport; intra-Golgi vesicle-mediated transport
Cellular component (GO): COPI vesicle coat
Source: RefSeq, a predicted model, not a curated record
UUUUGCAGUCUUUUUGUAAUGAAAUGGUUGACGACAUUCUGAUUAUGUCGUCAUGAGCGACGACAUUUGUGUCGAUUUGGAAAAUCUAAAAUUUCCUCAUAGCAUGAAAAUAUCAACCACCGUGUUUUUUAAAAAGGAGGAAUCAAUCAUUAACCAAUCCAUAUCAAUAACAAUUACUAUUACAUCAUGGCAUUGAAUAUAUCCUUAUACACGAUCUCAGCCGUGUUGAUACUAGAUAACGAGGGAUCAAGAUUAUAUGCCAAAUAUUAUAAUCCACCUGCCAUUGAUGGACCACCUCAAUCUCAAACUCAAUUAUUAUCACAACAACAACCCCACCAACUUUCUAAUGACAAUCAAUUCCAAACUUUAUCACAACAAUUGAAAUUCGAAAAGGAACUCUUCUCCAAAGUCAAUAAAAUCCAUCAAGAUAUCAUUUUAUACGAUAAUCAUUUGAUCACUUAUAAACAAUCCAAUGAUAUUAUUCUUUUGGUAGUGGCUAAGAUUAAUGAAAAUGAAUCAUUGAUUUAUUCCAUCAUGGCGAAUUUAUUCGAAAGUUUGAAUAUAUUAUUAGACAAUACCAUCGAUAGAGCCACCAUUUUAGAUAAAUAUGAUAUUGUAACUUUAACCAUUGAUGAAACCAUUGAUGAUGGGAUUAUAAUCGAAACUGAUCCGGCUAUUAUCGUAAGUAGAGUCACCAAUCCUCCUUCUAAUCAAAUCGACGUUCAUGUUAAUAUCGAUAAAGGGUUAUUCGAUGCGUUUUCUUUCGCUUCCAAAAAGAUUUCAGAACGUUUACAACAAGGUUUAUAAUUGUAUAUUAUUAUUAUUAAUUCUUUUUAUAUAUAUAAGUAAUGUUAUAUAUACUUCAAAUACAUAUUUUCAAGCAUAUU